GCCAUCGUGACAAUUAGUAAAGCCCAGUUUAGAAACCAAGCCCAUGACCUACACACUAAAACACCAAAAUCACACUCCAUUUGCAGAAACCCUAGAUUCAGCAGCAGCACAGAACUUCACAAAAUGACGUUCAAGCGAAGAAAUGGCGGACGGAACAAGCACGGGCGUGGUCACGUCAAGUUCAUUCGCUGUUCGAAUUGUGGAAAAUGUUGCCCCAAGGAUAAGGCAAUUAAGAGAUUUAACGUGAGGAACAUAGUGGAACAAGCUGCUGUUAGGGAUGUUCAAGAAGCUUGUGCUUUUGAUCAGUACACACUUCCAAAGUUGUAUUUGAAAGUGCAAUACUGCGUUUCUUGUGCAAUUCACUCAAAAGUUGUUAGGGUUCGCUCACGGACUGAUAGAAGGAACCGUGAGCCUCCAAAGCGUUUCACUCGCCCAAGGGAUGAUGCUCCUAAAGCACCCCGUGCUGCUGGUGGUGCUGCUGGCCCUCCGCCUGUUCGUGUUUAAGUUAUAUCAUGUUUUUAAGUACUCUCACUCUGAAUCUUGUAUCAGAUUCUUCUUGUUUAAAAUUACUGCCCAGAAUAAUUUGGGACGUUUAUUUAAAUUUUUUUUAACUAAGAUUUCUUGCUUUUAUUA
Messenger RNA from Helianthus annuus (common sunflower), 633 nucleotides. Its product is annotated as 40S ribosomal protein S26. Gene Ontology annotation, biological process: translation. Gene Ontology annotation, molecular function: mRNA binding; structural constituent of ribosome. The transcript is spliced from 5 exons. The coding region runs from base 124 to 504 and encodes 126 amino acids. The record is from RefSeq and is a predicted model, not a curated record. NCBI's taxonomy places the organism in Eukaryota, Viridiplantae, Streptophyta, Magnoliopsida, Asterales, Asteraceae. Gene Ontology annotation, cellular component: cytosolic small ribosomal subunit; ribosome.